GGCUCCGACUGUCUGCCAGUGCUCUGCCUGCGGGAUCAAGAGCAAUCAAUGCCCUGGGAGUCGAGUGGGCCGACACCGCGGAGGCUAAGGGCACAAAGAACAUCAUUCCCAAAGGGUCCGCCUGCGUGAAGUGCUGGAACCUAUUCGAGGAGGCUUUCUCGCACAAGGGCUCCUUCGACGAAGUUUGCGAGCUCAAGGCGGCGGACCCUGCCAUCCAGACGGAUUGGGACCAAGCCUGCGAGGUCAAGUACGGCGACGGCGCUGUCCCUUUCGACCAGGUGCAGCUUUCUUCGGAUUCGAAAGACGGGGUGGUCAUCUGCAAGUCUUUCGUGGGCCCGACCCCCAAGGAGUUCAAGGAUCACUUCAAGCGGACUCCAGAGCAGGCUGGUCUCAAGCUCCAGGACCUUCCAGGGGCCAACGGCAAGCAGUACAAAGGAGUACUGAUGGUCAAUCCCUGGCGCCCCUGGACAGAGUUCAAUGUGAUGACCAGUACUGCCAUCAACAGGAUGAACAUCGCCCUGAGGGCUGAGAACCAUUGCUACGAGAGCCAGGCAACUGAGUUAGGCGCCACCCUCACCCAGGGCCACAAGAAGGACAAGUUGAUUGCGGCAACCAGGGCGUGCAAGAUCACGGCGCCAGAGAUCAUGGCUAAGUGUCGUCGGCAGCGCAAGGAUCUUGGGCUCGGCUCUUCUGAUGACGAGGUCGCGCCUGCGUCUGGGUCGGUGAUUCUGCCCAUUCGGCUGGAUGCCCCCCCAGAGGACGACGGCGACGACAAGGAGUCCGACGCGGGCGGUGGGCCGUCCGUGGAGCCCGACAGCGGAGCAGAGGACGCCCCCAACAGGACCAACCGGCCCCAGCACAAACCGGCUAUCCAGAGCUUGGGUCGAGCUCUAUCUUCUCUUGGUGCUCGCAGCGUCCUGGCUGGUGGAGGUGCUUCCGUGCGGAGUCCUGGUGAUAAGCCUCGCGGCAGCGGCGUCCCGAGGAACGAGAGCCCUCAGGAGAUGUGCGAAAGGAAGAUUGCCGCCGUGCCCAUCGAGCAGAUUCUGUCCACGAGGAAGAGCUACGGCACUCAGAUUCGCUGGGGCAAGGAGGCCCUCAAAGAGUUGCAAAGCAAAGGGCAUACCGAAGAGGCCGACCGCUUGGAGAAACACCUGGACCUCGCGGAGAGGGCCCAGUUCUUCGUGGACAAGAACCUCGCUAAGGCUACUUGGGAUCAGAUCGAGCGCCAUGCCAGUGCCUUGGUUGCGGGAGGUAUCCAGUUCGACUCGCGGUUGAAGGACGAGCUUCAUGAUAGAUUGGUCACUCACGUCGUAUCUCAGCAUGUAUUGGACAUCGGCCUGGCCACGUCGAUGCUGGCCGUGGCAGUGGAUCGGCAGAAUCCCGAGUUCGACCCUUCUGUAUGCAGCAUCGCUACCCUCGACGGCUCCAAUGUGGACAAGGCCUCCAGAUUGAAGCGUGAUUUCUAUAUCAGGGCUCUCUGCCACGGGUGCGCGGACACGGUGUUCACACAGCUCCUGGAUAAGGGCUCUCAGCUCAGAGCCGAUGUCACAUCCUUGGCUUCUACUGCACAUCACAACAUGACAGCAGAUCUAUCAAAUCUGCCCGAGGCAUUCGAUGACGUUGUGUCCGAGGUUGCGUUCUGCUGCAGGGUGAUCCUCCUCCUCGGUGGCGCAGACUACGAGUGGAUAUCGCAAGGAGUCCAGCUUGACGCCAUCGACAUAAAGCAUGGUGACCCGAAGACCCCUGGUUUCAAGCUCGCCAGGGCCGUCAGGAGGAACCGCUUCUGGAACGAACUCUUGAACCAAGUCUGCGACAACCAAGUGGCUAUCGAGACUAAGCUGCCCGAGAUGCUAGCGGUCAAAGUCUACGAGGGUCCAGAUUCCCAGCUCGAGCGCCACAGUGACAUCCAGGGGCUCAUGGAAGAGUCGCUGAGGCAGGCGAACCUUGUCAAGGACACCAACGGGCAGGUGCCAUCGUGGUUUUGCAAUGGGUUUCACGAUCGAGUUUCUUCGAAUAUCGAGAAGAUGUUUGCUACGUGGUGGCAGGCGUCUGAAGACAAAAGCUGCGAGGACCUGGACGUAUGGAACUUGAUUGUCACGACUUGCAAGGAUAACCUCGCAGGGGGCCUUGUGACUUGGAGCAGCAUGGGAAAAGAUAUCACUGACAUGAGUAAGACCAGAGCCAAAGAGGUUAACGUCCAACAGCUGAUGGCGAUCACCAAUGCUCCGACGGACACGUACGACAUCAGCCAGCAAACAAUGGAUUCUAUCGAAAAGCACGUGAAAGAGAUCUUGCAGUCCAUCACUGGAGAUCUCGUCAACGAUACCUGUCUCAUGAAUGCUGAGUGCGUCGAGAGCAUCCGCAAUUGGCUGGUCAAUGUUCAUUCUUACGCGUUUGGCUCUCUCGAUGUCGGGGUUCACGGCAGGGCCGCGCAGGUCACCGAUCAUCUCCAGAUCAUCGCAAAGUUACACGGGUCCCUCACUGCGUCCAUUCCGAUUCUCAAGGAUUGGUCAAGCACCGUCGAGAAGAAGGACCUCUUCAUGAGCCUCGGAGCCGAUGCCGUGUCUCGCGUUCAAGCUGAUUCUACCAUGGACAAGUUCAAGGCCGCCCUCUUCAGCAACCGCGACCUGCUCGAUAAGUUCGGCGACGCGUUGCCCUCGCAUGCGCAGGACUCGACAAUCCACCAAGAGCUUCAGAAGUACAACACCACCCUCAUGGAGUACAAGGCGUUGUUCUUAGAGGCUUUCAGGGCCAAAGCCGAUGAGCAGUUGACCAGCUUGGAGAGUCUGUGCCAGGGUACGCACGAUGGCACGUCGUGGGCGGCUGGUUUCAAAGGCAACUUCAAAGACAUCCUCAAGCAUGCGGCGUCCACCCUGAUGAAGUUCGAUGGCGACAAGUUGGAUGCGCAGAUGGACUCGACUAUUCAGUGUAUGAGUGCCUACUCCAACUGUCUCGCAGUCUUCAAUGAGACGACCCCUGCGGCCACCACCGAGCGUGCCAAGAAGGCAUACGACCGCGGCAAUGCGACCAUCCAAGAGUUCCUCAUGAUAACGGCCUUCACCGCAGGUGGCAACGACAUCGCCCUCAAGAGGAAGAUGGGCCCGCUGGUGACGAAGGUCAAGCAGCAGCCAGCGGUGCAGGCAAACAUUCACAGCGCGCUGUGGGCACAG
Prorocentrum cordatum is the source of this 3170-nucleotide messenger RNA. The record is from the annotation of a GenBank genome assembly. NCBI's taxonomy places the organism in Eukaryota, Dinophyceae, Prorocentrales, Prorocentraceae.